Amoebophrya sp. A25 is the source of this 319-nucleotide messenger RNA. NCBI's taxonomy places the organism in Eukaryota, Dinophyceae, Syndiniales, Amoebophryaceae. The record is from the annotation of a GenBank genome assembly.
GGUAGCUCGAAAGCACCGGUUUUAGGGGGACGUGACUCACCGGAACCUGUCGCGAAAUGGCUUCAGUCCGCUUCUGUUGGGAAGAAACCCAAACAAGGAGAAUUAAACGACAAAGGAACAGCAUCAGCUACUUGUAACGGCAAUAGAGAUGCCGGAGGCGACAAGGGAAAAGCAUCAGCACCUACGACUGAUAAAGGCAAGGAGAGUGGCGGUGAGAAGGAAAAGGCCUCUACAAUUGAUAAAGGCAAGGAGGGCUGCGGCGACAAGGAAAACGCAUCAGAAUCUACUGCAAAUAAAGGCAAGGAGGAACGCGGAGACA